Molecule: messenger RNA, 3537 nt
Organism: Paramecium sonneborni
Lineage: Eukaryota; Ciliophora; Oligohymenophorea; Peniculida; Parameciidae
Source: the annotation of a GenBank genome assembly
AUGCUUAAAAUUCUACACUUUAGCAAGCUCUCAUUCAGGUUUAUAAAUAAAAGUAUAGCAUGCUUUUCUUAACCCUUUAUAUAAAAAGAUUAUCAAUUCAUUAGUGAUGAUGAAUCUGAUUAUGAAUUUAAGGCUGCUUUAGUAAAUGAUGAAACAUAUUAACAUUUUGCAAAUGCUUAAACAAUUGAAGAAGUCAUUCAAGUUUAUCAAGAAAACAAUUUAACUCCAGAAUAGAUUCAUUUCCCUGUUUUUUAAAUUAGUACCCUUCUUUAAAAGAACUCAUUAGAAUAAAAUGAACUUCUUAAUCAAUUCAUUACAGAAAAUGUCUUACCUAAUUUCGAUAAAUUGAAGCCUUCACAAAUUAUAACAGUAAUGUUAUUGUUGUAAAAGUUGUAAAAUAAAUAAUAUAAUUCCUAAAUAAAGAAGCAUUUAGAGUAGAAUUUACAAAAUUAUAAUUCAAAAUAAUUGCCACACAUAUUUUAUUUCUAUUCUAAGUAAGGUUGGAGGAUGUUCCAUAUAGGUAAGAUCUUAAAAAAUCAACUAAGAACUGUUAAAUUUAAUAUAGUUGGACUUUGUUAAAUUAUCAGAGCUUGUUAUAUAGAAUCAAGCCAAUUAAAAUCUAUUUUUCAUUCAGAUUUAGCAUUAAAAGCUAGUAGAUUAUUAAUAAGUAUGGUUGAUGAUAUGUCGAUACAAUAAUAAAUAGCAGUAUUUAAUUAAUUAGCAAAAAUGAAAUUACAUUUAAGUACAUCAUAUAAAUAAUUACCUUAAUUACUAUAUAAGUUGGCUGAAAUAUUUGUCGAAAAUAUAGGAAAGAUUAAUUUACAUUCUAAAUUAAAAUUAUUACAAUCUUAUUAAAGUUUAACUGAUACUUUUCCAAAUACUCUUUUUGAAGAAAUAUAUAACUCAAUUGAAAUAGAUUCUUUGAGUAGUCAAAAUAAAUUAAGAUUCUAUUUAAAUCUAAAAGAACAGAGAUCUUUCAAUCAACCUAAACCAGAAAAGAUGUAAUAAAUUCUCAAUAAUAUUAAAUUUGAUGAAGUUAAUGAAAACAAUCUCUUGUUAGAAUUUAUAAAUUUAGAGUUUGGAAAACAAAAUAAAGCUUUAAUCAAUUCUAUAAUAUAAAGGUUGAAUAAUGCUUAGAAUUUGAAUUCAAAAUAAAAAAUAUAACUCAUAUAAGCAAUUAUUAAACAAAAUAGGGUUUCAGAAUUUUUGGAUUAGAUAAAAAUCAGUAGUGAUCAUCUUCCUAGAUUAAUAGAUUCAGCUUAUUAUUGUCAUAGGUAUAUGAAUGAUUUACCAACUUUGGAACAAAAAGAAAAUAUAAGAGCAUCUACAGAAUAAUUGAUGCUCAAAUUAGAACAACUUGAAAGCAAAAGUAAAUUAUCAAUAAGCCAUUAUAUUUUAAAAUUGGAACCAUAUCAUGGGGAUCCUUUUUAUGAGUUUAUUAAUAAGGAAAUAAAAUUAGACGAAUUACCUGAAAAAGACUUUAUUCAUUUUCUUUUAAGGUUAAAUAGUCAGAUUCAUUUUAAUCAUGAAUUAAAAUCAAAAAGUGAAAUCAUGAAACCUUCACUUGAUUAAUUAUAAAGUAUAAUAAAUAAUAUUUCAAAUAUUGAUUAUUUAAAUGAUAAGUUGGUUAAAUAAAUAUCUAAAUGGCUUUUCGAUAUUGCAAAUAAGAGUAUUAAUGAUGGAACAUUUGACGUAAAUUAAAUAUUAAAUUUAAUCUUUAAAAUAGUUUUGUAUUGUCCAAAAUAUACUUUACAUACCACAAGAGGAACUGUUUAAUAAUAAAUAAGAGAUUUAUUAAAUUUUAUAUCAACAUAAAUUUCUUAAUAUUAAGGAAAGUUAGAGGUAGAUUUACAAUUAUUUUUUCGUUUUAGUAAUACUCUAUCUAAUUUGGAAGUAAAAACAAACUUAAUCUAAAUCAUAUGUUAGUUUCUCUGUAUAUAAGCAGAUGAUUUAGAUGAUUUUCAAAAGAUUUAAGUUGCAUAAUUAAUAGUAGAUUUUACACCAAAUAAUUAUGAUAAAUUAUCUGUUAUUAAUUCGUACUUAGUUAAGAUUUUAAAAUUAAAAUUGGAUAAGUUUCUUUAUAUAUUAAUUAGUACUAAAAUAUUACUUUAUUAAUUAAAAUUUAAAGAAAAACUUAAUUGUGUAGUAGACGUAAAUGUAUUAGAAUAAUCAAUAAGUUAAUUAAAGACUGAAUUGAUUCAAUUUAAUUUUUCUUUGCAUAAAAAAGAAUCUUAUUAAGAGGGAUUAAUGAUUCUGUUAGAUUAUGAUGCUUGGAGAAUGAAGUACUAAAAAGAAGAAGAUGAUGGCUUGUCAGAUUUUAUAAAAUUACAUUUUUAAAAUCUUAAUGAAUAAUUGAAUAUGAAGAACAUGAGACCAGGUCUAAAAAAAGUAAUAAGAAUUAUAAAUUAAUGUGAAAAUAGAUAUUAAUUUAUAAAAAUAUAUGAAGAUUUAUUUUAAUAGAUGUUUUCAAAAUGUAAAUAAAUUAGAAAUUAAGAAAUUCCACAUAUUUAAGCAUGUUUAGAUUAUUUAGAAUUUGCAAAGAAAUUAAAAUUAUCAAAUAAAGAAAUAAUCAAUUUUCUUAUUGAUUAAAUAUAAGAUUAAGAUCAGAAUUUAAAAUCUACACAAAUAGUUUCAAUUGUUUAAAAAUUUGCUGAAAUGAAAAUUUAUACAAAGCCUCUGUAUGAUAAUCUAAGCAACAUAAUUAUAAAAAAUUCUAGAUACUACACCUUAGUAGAAUUAUUAGAUAUAAUGAAUUCAUUUGCUAAGCUUGGAUACUUUAAUUAGGAAUUAAUUGUAAAUAUAUUGGAACAUAUAUAAGAAGAAUUGAAAAUUCUAGAUAAUGGAAUUGUUAGCGUUUAUAGUCUUUGGAGUAUAUUAACAAAUUUUUAUUAUUUUAUGAAAGAAUUUAAUUAGAAUCUUUUUUAGAGAUAUGAAAGUACCAUUAUGCAUUUGAUGAAGAAGUAAGAAUUUGACUUAUAAAUAAUGGUAGAGUUUCUUCGUUUGUUGAUUCGGAUAAGAUUUAAAAAGUACCUAUAAUAGUCCGUCAAUUUAUGGAUAUUUAUAAUCUGAUAGAGUUCAGUGGAUAUUUGAAUCUACGUAAACAAUUUAAUUAAUAAUUGAAGAAUUAAAUAUUUUAUAAUAAGAACAGGCAAAAUAAAUUGUUGAAAGAGGAAAAGCUAGAGUUUAGUAAAAUUUAAUUGCAAAUCAGAAAUCAACUUAAUAAUUCCGUUCAUUGAUGAAAUUCCUAGAUAAGAAAUAGAUAGAGUAUACAAUGAAUUAUUGUUUUGACUCUUAAUGUGUAGAUUUUUAUAUUGAGUCAAAAAGAAUGAUAAUAUCAGUGGAUAAUUCUUUAUUUGUAACACAUGAUAUGGUAAUCAUAUGAUUUAUAUCUAGCAAUAAUAUACAGGGUUUCAUUAUAUAAAUGAAUGGAUUUUGGAAGGUGUGUCAAAAAAAUAUGAAUUGAAAAAUAUUAGAAUAAAGGCUUGGUAAUGGUUAUAAAUGAGUGAUGAAUAGAAAACAAAGAUUUUGUAAUUGUGA